Messenger RNA from Coffea arabica (coffee), 1659 nucleotides. The record is from RefSeq and is a predicted model, not a curated record. Lineage: Eukaryota; Viridiplantae; Streptophyta; Magnoliopsida; Gentianales; Rubiaceae.
AUGGUUAGAGGUCAUAAAACAGCCUCUUUUAGAGAAGCCUGUUUGGAGUUAGGCUUGCUUGAAUCCGAUUCUUAUAUAGAACAAGCAUUAGAGGAAGCGGCUCAUUUCCAGACGCCUUAUAUGUUAAGGUCUUUAUUCGCAAUGCUUCUUUUCUAUUGCUACCCGAAAAAUCCUAAACAUCUUUGGCAAUCAUUCGAAGAACAUCUCUCUUCUGAUUAUAAACGAAGUUCAGCUCAUCGGCAUUGCACUCCGAUAGAGAUUAAAAGCAAAGUUCUUCAGGAUAUUAAUGUAAUAUUGGAGCACAUGGGGAAAAACCUCGAUGAUUAUCAUUUCCUUGAAGAUUCCUUUACGUCUUCCCAUGCUGAGCGUCUGACCAAAGAAAUUCAAAGUGAAACAACCAUACCUAUUGAUCCGGAAAAUCUGCUUCUUGCUGAAAAAUUGAAUUCUAGCCAGAGGCAUGCAUUUGAUUUAAUUCUGGAUUCAGUAUCCUGCUCAAAGGGUCAAGCUUUCUUUGUAGAUGGUCCAGGUGGAACCGGAAAAACUUUCUUAUAUCGCGCGCUUCUUGUUUCUCUUCGCUCACAAGGAUAUGUUGCAAUAGCAGUUGCCACAUCUGGUGUUGCAGCAUCGCUCCUCCCUGGUGGUAGAACUGCACAUUCAAGGUUUAAGAUCCCUUUGGACUUUUCAAAACAAAAGGCUUGUCAAUUAAGUAAACAAAGUAGUGUUGCAAGACUGAUUGUUGAUGCUAAAUUAAUCUUGUGGGAUGAAGCUUCAAUGGCAAAAAAAGAAGCAAUAGAAGCGUUUCAUUGUCUUCUUACAGAUAUAAUGGAAUCUGAUCUUCCCUUUGGAGGAAAAACAAUUAUUUUUGGCGGUGAUUUUCGGCAAACCCUGCCUGUUAUUGAACAUCUACCUCCACCAGAUUUGGUCCAAUCAACUCUUUUAUGCUCGCAUUUAUGGUCUCAUAUGUGUAAACUACAACUAGGAACAAAUAUGAGAGCUGCUUUAGAUCCAGCAUUUUCAGCUUUUUUGCUUAGAGUUGGAGAAGGUGUUGAACCUGUUGAUGAACAUGGUCAAACAUCUCUGUCACCUCAUAUGGUUAUUCCUUAUCAAAACAAACAAGAAUCGCUUGACAGAUGUGUCCUUUGUCCCAAAAAUUCUUCAGUGGAUGAAAUUAAUGAGAUGAUGAUUGCAAAAUUCCCUGGAUGUCUUCACAGAUAUAUAAGCUGUGAUAGAACUGUUGAUAGGAGAUAUCAAGCGGAUUAUCAGGACUUUCUAAAUUCUCUGAACCCAAAAGGUCAGCCUCCUCAUGAACUCUUGCUCAAAGAAAACUGUCCUACAAUACUCCUCAGAAAUGUGAAUCCAACGGAUGGUCUUUGCAAUGGCACCAGAUUAAUUUGUAGACAAUUGGCUGACCACACAAUUUCUGCCGAAAUUGUCUCUCGUCCUCAUAGAGGUAAAAAGGGUCAAACUCUUGACUAUGUCGGAAUUUACCUCCGUGAACCGGUCUUUUCUCACGGCCAGCUUUAUGUUGCUCUCUCUAAAGCUAGAAAUUCUUCUGCAGUUAAAGUUUUGAUUGCUCCGGGUACUUCUGAUGACGUUAAAACUUAUUGUAAAACAAGGACUGUUGUCUUUCAAGAUAUCUUUAAAUUCGCUAACAUAUGA